Molecule: messenger RNA, 3090 nt
Organism: Blumeria graminis f. sp. triticale
Lineage: Eukaryota; Fungi; Ascomycota; Leotiomycetes; Helotiales; Erysiphaceae
Source: the annotation of a GenBank genome assembly
AUGGCAGAGAUUAAAAUUGAUGCCAAGCUAUUCCAUGAGCGCCUUUCUCACUUCACCGCAGCCUGGAAGGCCGACAAACGAGCUGGCGACGCGUUGUUUAAUGGUGCAUCUUCGAUACUUAUCUUGAUGGGUAGGACAGACGAAACGUUGAACUUUCAAAAACACAACGCUAUUCAUUUCUGGCUCCUAGGUUACGAGUUUCCUGCCACACUUUUCCUUUUUACGCUCGAUAAGCUAUGGGUGGUCACAACUGCAAAGAAAGCAAAGCAUUUGGAGCCUCUGAAGGGUGGCAAGAUACCCCUCCAUAUUCUAGUAAGAGGAAAAGACGUUGAACAAAAUGAAAAGCUGUUCCUGCAAAUUAAUCAACAUAUAAAAGACGCUGGCAAUAAAGUCGGGGUUCUACCAAAAGACUCCACGUCUGGCCCUUUUAUUGACGAGUGGAAAGCCUCAUUUGCCAAGAAUUCUAAAGAAAUUGAGGAAGUAGACGUGUCGAUUGCCAUUUCAUCUGCUGCACUAGCCGUCAAGGAUGAAAACGAAUUGCGCGCCAUGCGAAAUGCCUCUAAAGCAUGCAUUGCAUUAAUGAAUCCUUUUUUUGUGGAAGAAAUGUCAAAUGUUUUGGACGAAGACAAGAAAGUCAAACAUAGCGCCCUCUCACAUCGGGUCGAUAGUAAACUAGAUGACUCUAAAUUUUGGACUACUGUCGAGCUUCCUAGUCAUCUAAAAAUGCCCACUGAUUUCGACCCAACACAACUUGAUUGGACUCAUGGACCGAUCAUCCAAAGUGGUGGAAAAUUUGACUUAAGAAUUUCAGCUCAAGUCGACGACGAAAUACUACAUGCUGGGAUUAUCGUCGCUUCAAUGGGGCUCCGUUACAAAUCAUAUAGCUCAAUGAUCGCUCGAACUUAUCUAGUUGAUCCAAACAAGUCACAGGAAAGCAAUUAUAAGUUUCUAUUACAGGUUCACAACCUUAUAAUGAAAGAGAUUCGAGAUGGCACAACUGCAAGAGAUAUUUACAACAAAGCUAUAUCUCUCAUACGUUCGAAGAAACCUGAUCUAGAGAGACAUUUCCUCAAAAGUGCAGGUGCUGGUAUCGGUAUUGAAACAAGAGAUUCGACCCUUGUAUUAAAUGGAAAAAGCUCCAGAAUACUUAAGGACGGUAUGACGCUUUGCAUAACCACCGGCUUUAACGACAUCGAAAAUCCAAAUGCACAACAUAAAAAAGACAAAAUAUACUCACUUGUUCUAUCGGAUACCGUUCGGGUCACAUCAUCCGAACCAGUCAUUUUUACUGGGGAUGCUCCAUCAGAAAUAGAUGCUACCUCAUUCUUCUUCAAAGAUGAUGAAGAACCUGAGCCAACCCCCAAGAAAACUAAAAGAGACUCUACUGUCGGUGCAGUAGCCGCAAAGAAUAUUACCAAGACAAAACUUAGAGCUGAGCGUAGUACGAAUGCGAAUGAUGGAGCCGAAGCGAAGCGGCGCGAACAUCAACGAGAGCUUGCAAGAAAGAAACAAGAAGAAGGCCUUGCACGGUUCGCUGAGGCAACUGGUGACUCCAACGGUCAUGUUGUGAAGAAGUUUAAGAGGUUCACAUCAUACAAGACUGAUAACCAAAUUCCGUCUAAAGUCCGGGAUCUUGCCAUCGUUGUUGAUACGAAGAAUUCAACAAUAGUCCUUCCAAUAAUGGGGCGUCCAGUUCCUUUCCAUAUUCAAACCAUAAAAAAUGCGAGUAAAAGUGAUGAAGGCGACUUCUCGUACUUAAGAAUAAACUUUCUCUCACCUGGACAAGGUGUCGGAAGAAAAGACGACCAACCAUUUGAAGAUGCGUCUGCUCAUUUUGUUCGGAGUCUGACCUUCAGGUCAACUGACGGUAAUCGUCUUCAAGACAUUGCAAAUCAGAUUGGUAAUAUGAAAAAGGAUGCUGUCAAACGUGAGCAAGAAAAAAAGGAAAUGGAGGACGUAGUCGAGCAGGAUAAACUGGUUGAAAUACGAAAUCGUCGCCCUGCAGUCAUCGAUAAUGUUUUUAUCCGCCCGGCAAUGGACGGUAAACGGGUUCCGGGAAAAGUUGAAAUACAUCAGAAUGGUCUCCGAUACCAAUCACCUUUAAAUCUUAACCACCGCGUAGAUAUCCUUUUUAGUAACGUUAAACAUCUUUUUUUUCAGCCGUGUCAGCAUGAGCUCAUUGUUAUCAUUCACGUUCAUCUUAAAGACCCAAUCCUUAUAGGUAAGAAAAAAACCAAGGAUGUUCAAUUCUAUCGAGAAGCAACCGACAUCCAAUUUGAUGAGACUGGAAAUAGAAAGCGCAAAUAUAGAUAUGGUGAUGAGGAAGAGUUUGAAGCUGAACAAGAAGAACGAAGACGACGAGCCGAACUUGAUAGACAGUUCAAAGCCUUCGCAGAAAAAAUUGCAGAUGCCGGCAAGAAUGAAAAUGUUGAUGUUGACGUUCCCUUUCGCGAACUGGGCUUCAACGGCGUCCCAUUUCGCUCUAGUGUAUUUUGUCAGCCUUCAACUGAAUGUCUUGUACAACUCACCGAGCCUCCAUUUAUGGUCGUCACGCUUGAGGACAUUGAAAUCGCUCAUUUGGAACGCGUACAAUUUGGGCUCAAAAACUUUGACAUGGUUUUCGUUUUCAAAGAUUUUCAUCGUCCACCCUACCAUAUCAAUACUAUUCCUGUGGAGUCCCUAGAAAAUGUCAAAGAAUGGCUAGAUUCAGUAAACAUUCCAUUUUCGGAAGGACCGCUGAACUUGAAUUGGCCAACCAUAAUGAAAACUGUAACAGCAGAUACACAUCAAUUUUUUGCAGACGGUGGUUGGUCGUUCCUCCAAACAGAGACUGAUGAAGAGGACGCAGAGGACGAAAGUGAGGAGAGCGCUUUUGAGAUGAGUGACGAUGAACUCAUGGCAUCCGAUGAAAGUAGCGACGAAGAGUCAGAUUUUGACAGCAACGCGAGCGCAGAUGCUAGCGGUGAUGGCAGUGACGAUGGAAGCGAUGGAGAAGAUUGGGAUGAGUUGGAAAAAAAGGCUAAACGAAAGGAUAGAGAAAGUGGCCUGACCGAUGAGGACGAAAAGCCGAAGAAAAAGCGAAAACAUUAG